Magallana angulata is the source of this 1876-nucleotide messenger RNA. RefSeq names its product dimethylaniline monooxygenase [N-oxide-forming] 2-like. NCBI's taxonomy places the organism in Eukaryota, Metazoa, Mollusca, Bivalvia, Ostreida, Ostreidae. Gene Ontology annotation, molecular function: NADP binding; flavin adenine dinucleotide binding; N,N-dimethylaniline monooxygenase activity. The record is from RefSeq and is a predicted model, not a curated record. The transcript has 3 exons. The coding region runs from base 162 to 1796 and encodes 544 amino acids.
UGCUGCUAAACCUCUUAUUUAACCCCACUGCGCAUAGACUGUUGUUUAUCAGACCAGACAAGAUUACCGUAAUCCUCAUGAUAGUAAAUAAAUUACAACAUUUGGUUCGACCACUUCAAUUAAUUUUCUAUCCCCGAAAAGUGAACACAUAAAGUCUAAGAAUGGCAAAGACUGUCUGUGUCGUUGGUGCAGGAGUUUCCGGUUUAGUUUCGGUGAAGCAGUGCCUGGAGGAAGGGUUGGAACCAAUCUGCUUCGAAAAGGACGGAGAUGUUGGAGGACUCUGGAACUACCACGAUGAACCGAGGGAUGGCUAUCCAAGCGUGUACAACUCUUGCCGUAUCAAUAACAGCAAAGAAAUGGUCUGCUACAGUGAUUUUCCAAUCCCCAAGGAGUUUCCGAACUUCAUGGGCCACAGACAUUUUAAACGAUACCUGCAAUUGUACGCCGAACACUUUGGUUUGAUGAAGCAUAUCAAGUUCAACCACGAAGUGGUUCUCGUAGAGAAAGCAGACGACUUUAAGAACAGCGGUGAUUGGAUGGUCACAACGAAAAACUUGACCUCAGGGAAAGAAGAGAAAAGAAGAGUGAACUUUGUAAUGGUUUGCAAUGGCCACCUCCAUGAACCGAACAUUCCAAAAUUCAGAGGACUUGAAAUAUUCAAGGGGAAAGUAUUGCACACACAUGACUAUAAGGACUUCCGUGGGUUCGAAGGGAAAAAGAUCCUGAUCAUAGGCAUAGGGAAUUCCGCUGCUGAUGUUGCAUCUGAACUAAGCAGGCAUGCAAAACACGUUUGCAUCAGCACACAAAGGGGGACCUGGGUGGUACAGCGGGCCGCGAAGCAGGGUCGUCCAUUCGACCACCUCGCAGUUACUCGCUUCCGACAGGGGAUUCCUUGGCCCUAUCUUCGUCCGUUCAUGUAUCACGGCAUUAACAACCGCUACAGCCAUUCCAAGUAUGGACUUUCACCCAACACAUCAUUCAAUGGGGGAUCAGUUACCAUAAGUGACGAUCUGCCGAACCGUAUCCUCUUGGGUUCGGUGAAUAUGAAAACGGAAGUCGAAAAGUUCACAGAAAAUGGCGCGGUGUUUGUUGAUGGCACGGAACUUAACGACAUCGACGUGGUUAUUUUGGCGACCGGAUUUAACUACAGUUUUCAUUUCAUCCAAAAAGGCGUCAUAAGAAAAGAAAGAGAGUUUCCUCUUCUUUACGAUCUUGUGUGGCCCGCCGAUCUGGAGCCAGCUACUCUUGCCAUUAUUGGUCUCGUACAACCUUUUGGAGGUCUCCCUCCAGUUAAUGAAAUGCAAUCGAGAUGGGCCACUCGAGUGUUCAGUGGAAACUGCAAGCUGCCAAGUGCUUUGAAAAGAUUAAAGAUGGUGGAAGAACUCAACGCGAGACUAAAAUCCAAAGGCAUCGUUUCUGCGAAGAGCAUUAUCACCGUAUUCUUUAUCCAAUACGUCGACAAGAUUGCUCAGUACAUCGGCUGCAAACCCAAUCUGUGGAAAUUCUUUUUCACGGAUAAUGCUUUGUGGAGAAGGCUGGUCUUUGGGCCCUGCACCCCUUCUCAAUGGCGCCUUGAAGGGUUCGGGAAAUGGGAGGGUGCCAAAAACGCAAUCGAGCACGUGGAUGAUCGUACGUGGUAUCCAAUGCAAUCCCGUGAGGCGGGUAAACGCGAACAAGAAGGAAUAUAUGACGGAUAUGUGUCUCUUCUUAAAAAUGUUCUUUUGCUGAUCGCAGUCUUCUUUCUAUUGAGAUUUUUGUUUGUUAAUGUUUUAACGACUUUUCUGGUCAAGUUUUAAAAACGUUGUAAUCAUUUAUUGUCCAAUUUUCUGUUUUUGUGAGCUAUGGACUUUGCAUACUGUAUUAAUCAAUAAACCUG